AUGCUUCACCUACCAUACCCAUUUCCAACUCCCGCCAGAAAGAUGGAGUACAAAGCUCUCCCAGAAAAUUCUUUCCCAGAGGAAUCCAAGCCUUCUAGCAUCAUGCAACCAUUUGACACCAUCGAUGUCGAGAAGAGCGCGGUGGUUUCAUCGUCCGGGUACGGCACAAUCUCACCAUACACAAACAAAGAAGGAGGGUUGAGAACUCUACGGAAAGAACAAGGUCAAGGCAUUUGGAUAAGUUUUUUUCAAAGCUUGGUAGCUGUUGGCAUAUUUACGGCUAUGGGGGUGAUUCUCGUUUUGGCUAUUUUGUAG
Sclerotinia sclerotiorum 1980 UF-70 is the source of this 315-nucleotide messenger RNA. RefSeq lists its product as hypothetical. Bases 1 to 315 code for a protein of 104 amino acids. The transcript is spliced from 2 exons. NCBI's taxonomy places the organism in Eukaryota, Fungi, Ascomycota, Leotiomycetes, Helotiales, Sclerotiniaceae. The record is from RefSeq and is a predicted model, not a curated record.